Messenger RNA from Aspergillus sclerotioniger CBS 115572, 732 nucleotides. RefSeq lists its product as uncharacterized. The coding region runs from base 1 to 732 and encodes 243 amino acids. The transcript is spliced from 3 exons. NCBI's taxonomy places the organism in Eukaryota, Fungi, Ascomycota, Eurotiomycetes, Eurotiales, Aspergillaceae. The record is from RefSeq and is a predicted model, not a curated record.
AUGGCCGACGCAGCAGGACUCCCCGAUUUCGUCCUCGACCCCAAUGCAGUCCUCAACGACAAAGACGCCGCAUGGCGCCACGGAGGACCCCCAGAUUACAGCAAGACUCGCGCCUACUACGAAGAGACCAAAACAAUGACCCACGAAUCCGGCAGCCUCCCCUUCCUCGUCGAGAACCUCGUCAAGAACUGGGAAAUCGAAGCCUCCUUCAAGACCAACCUCGCCGACUGGCGCACCAUCGACCACGAGACCUACCACUUUACUCUGAACGGCGGACCCCCGCUCACCGGCGAACACAUGCUGAAAGUCGGCACAUACAAUGCCCUCCUCACACCGAGCGCGUACUACGACCCCGCACACAAUGACUUCGAACAAAGCCACAAGUCCUUCAAGCGCAUGAUGCCUACCUUCGCUUGGGAAGUCACGGAAGUAUACAGUGGUCCGCCGGUCGUGGUCUUCAAGUGGCGUCAUUGGGGUGUGAUGGCGAGGGAUUAUGUUGGAUAUAAUGACAAGGGCGAAAAAGUCAAAAUCGCCGCCCACGGCGGCACGAUCGAUAUCCAAGGUAUCGUGAUCGCCAAGGUCAACGACGGAUUGAAGCUGCAACGUAUCGAUGUGUGGUUCGACCCGUUGGACAUGUUCCGUCAGAUUGCCAAGGGACAUGAACAGGUGAAGGUGGAGGAGGGUGAAGCUGUGUCUGCUUCGGGAUGUCCUUUUGCUGGGGCGAAGGAGUAG